This is a messenger RNA of Anthostomella pinea, 1074 nucleotides long. NCBI's taxonomy places the organism in Eukaryota, Fungi, Ascomycota, Sordariomycetes, Xylariales, Xylariaceae. The record is from the annotation of a GenBank genome assembly.
AUGGUGCAACCCACCCGCCCGCCCGCCAACGAGCUCGUCCGCCGCCUGCGGCUCGUCUACAACCUCGCUGGCUUCUCCAAGGGCUACAACUUCGCCUUAUGGGUCGUCCUCGGCGGUACGCUGCUGGGCUUUACUCUCGCUCGGCUGCCGUACCUCGACUUCUACGGCAUCUUCUGUCGGCGCGACGCCGACCCCAGCGCAACGCUCAACGCCGCGCCUGGCGAGUGCUUCUACCUGCUCCAGGCGCCGAAUAACAUCGGCAUGAUCCUCCACCUCGGCUCCAUCCUGCCUACCGCUCUGCUGGCUGUGUUCCAGUUCGUGCCGGCGAUCCGCCACCGCGCUCUGCUGGUGCAUCGGGUAAACGGGUACAUAGUUGUGUUGCUGUCGGUCGUGAGUGUCGCGGGUGCGCUGAUGAUUGCCCGGCAUUCAUUCGGGGGUGGCCUGGAUGUGCAGUCCUCCAUCGGGUUCUUGGCCAUCAUCUUUCUGGGUGCGAACUUCAUGGCGUAUGUCAAUAUCAAGAGGCUGCAGGUCGAGGAGCAUCGGGCCUGGAUGAUGAGAGCAUGGGUCUAUGCUGGGUCCGUCAUUACGACUCGCUUCAUCCUGUUUUCCGGUGCAGCGGCGAUUACCCGUAUUGGUGGCUUCUUCUUGUCCUUGCCUUGCGCGAAGGUGGCCUGGCUACUUGGGAACCAGGAGAACACGCUCUCAGUUUAUCCCGAUUGCGGUGCUUACUUCGACGGAAGCGAUGCUCACAAGAAUAUCGCGGUACUGGGGUCGAUACAUGGCAACCUAGCUGAGAGGGCGUCAGCUUUGGACAUGACGUUUGGGACGGCACAUUGGCUUGCGCUUCUCGUUCACGUUAUGGCUGUCGAGAUAUAUCUUCACCUCACACCUGCUGAGCACGAACGUCUACGAGGGGUGUCAUACCAAAGGCAGUUGGAAGCCGGUAUGAGGAAUCCCGGGCGCGCUGGUUGGACUGCGCAUCGGCUUAGUGAUGUUGGGAAGGAACCGAAGGCUGACAGAGCUUACUCUUCAACGAAAGAAGACGACAUGUCUUCUCAGCUAGGACACGAAUGA